AUGAGUUUUGCUCCUAUCGAAGUUGAUUUAGAGGAAUAUAUCCAAAGCAACGUAGCAGUUGAGGAGGAUUCAAUAUGUGCUAUUGAUCCCAUUGAUAUUUGGAAUAAUUGGAGAAUGGAAUUAGCAAACCAAAUGUUUAACAAACGGAAUGCUUUCAAAGAGGAUUAUUUAAUAAAACUUGAAAAUGUGCUUGCAACAAAAUUACCGAAUGCAAACUUGAAUGCGAAACCUCAUAUAGAGUCUAGGAUAAAUACUUUGAAAAAAGAAUGGGUUAUUAUAUAUGAUAUAAGAAAUAGUUUUCCCUCCUUCAACGAGCUUAGUGAUAUUUGUGCUAGAGAUCGUGCAACUGGAAAAGAUGCGCAAACUAUAAUAGAUAUUCUUGAAGAAAAGCAAGAAUGUAAUGAUACAAUAAAUGAGGAAACUGAAGUUCAAGAGUUAGAUAGGAUUUUAAGUCAGGUAAAGGGAUUGACAAUGAUGGAAAUGGUUAUUACUUCAAUCAAACUUUCUAAAUCUCCAACUUUUAUGUUUGUGUUUUUCAGUGUUGCGCCUGAUCGAAGUCUUGAAUGGUUGAGGACAUUUCUUGUUGACCAUUGA
This is a messenger RNA of Theobroma umbraticum, 594 nucleotides long. NCBI's taxonomy places the organism in Eukaryota, Viridiplantae, Streptophyta, Magnoliopsida, Malvales, Malvaceae. The record is from RefSeq and is a predicted model, not a curated record.